AUGGCGCGAAGCUUUGGGGAGGAGCGCAGUCUGGCGCAAGCAUUUCAAGACCUCGUGGUCCGGAGCGUAUCGGCUGGCAUAGGGAAGCGCCAAUCGAUUAGCAGUAUUGAGGGGCAGAUUACCGACGUGAAAACGGCCUUCUCAAGCUGGGACAAUUGCAUGCAGGCCAGUUUUUGCAAGUGGCCAGUGAUCGCCGUGAUCAUUGUGGGCGGUCUGAUUAUAUUCUCAGUUGUGUGGUGCAUCGCGCGCUGCUUAUGCUGUGGUGUUUCAUGCUGCUGCGAGUGCUGUUACUGUCUCAAAUGUUGCGGUAACUGCUGCGGUUGUUGCGAUGCUCCUAACAAGCGCCACAAAUAUCUUGACGAGCCGUAUGUGCCGCCGCAUCAGGACCAAGGCUACCGCUCACAAGCGCCCAUGAACGCGGCCCCAGCUCCGAUGGUUUCUGGUGCCCUUGCCAAACCCGAGCCUCCCCAGUAUGCCGAAUUUGAAUCCGGAAAGAAAGGACACGAGGAUGAAUUGCCCCAGAUGCCGAGUUGGGAAGGCGCCGGAUCGAAGAAAGUGUUGGUCGAGGACGAGCCUGUUGAGAUGGAUGACCUUAAGAAGCCUGAGAGUGCACAAAACUUGCCGCCCAUGGCUCCCGGGGCCGCGUCUCAUCCUGCGAGUCCGAAUCCGAUGUCUUCUUUUGGUGGUAACAGCCCUUACGGGGCCCCAUCUAGCCAGGCUGCGUCUAGCGGGUAUAUGACUGCAAACUCCGCAAUGGACCCUUACGCGAUGAACACACCGGGACAGGGCUAUAACAAUGGAGGGUUUAGCCAAGCAUCGCGCGAAAACCUGAACCAAGCAUACGGCAACCAAGGUUACGGCAAUCAGGGCUACGGAACCCCGGGUUAUGGCGUGGCAGCUGCUGGCGCGGGUGCGGUCGCGGGUGCUGGUGCUAUGGGCGCUAUGGGUGCCAUGAAUCAAGGCCGGGGGACGCCUCAACAAGACUACAACAAUGCUGGCUAUCGUGGACUGACGGACCUGCCCCAAACUCAAACCCCGGCACCGUACGACAAUUACGGGCGAAGUGGAACGCCGCGGAGCCGAACACCUGGGAUGCCAGCAAACGGCGGCUAUAGUAACGAUCAAUAUGGACAGAACAGACCGCCGCGUAAUCGAACACCGGGAAUGCCAGCGAACGACGGGUAUACCAAUGAUCAAUAUGGACAAAGUGGCCCGCCGCGCAGUCGAACACCGGGAAUGCCAGCGAACGACGGGUAUACCAAUGAUCAAUAUGGACAAAGUGGCCCGCCGCGCAGUCGAACACCGGGAAUGUCAGCAAACGCGGGAUACGGCAAUGAUCCAUAUGGACAGAGCGGAGCACCGCGGAGCCGAACACCGGGAACGCCGGCGAAUGGGGGAUACGGCCGGGCCCUUCCCCGUCGGGCUGCUACGCAGGAUGCGUAUGGAAAUCCUGAUCGAAUGCGGUCUCCAGCGCCUCAACAGGGGGGAUACGGUUACGAGCAAAGAUCGCAGACAUUCGACAGCUAUGGACAACAACAACAACAACAACAACAACAAUACAGAGGCGCUCCGCAAAGACAGUACUCAUCCGAGUCGACGCAACCGCUGGCAAGGCAGGCUCCAGACCGCCAGUACUCGGAUUCCCAAUACUCGGACGCUCAGCCCGCGCCUUCCCAUUCUCCUCUGCAAAAUGUGGGUGGCUUUGACUUCAACUCAGGCUUCAGUCGGAGCGAGAACGCAAGCCCAGCUCCUCAACAGUCUGCCAAUGGAGCGACUGCAUAUCCCGGGUAUCGAGCAUAUAAGCCUGCUCAAUAA
Messenger RNA from Pseudomassariella vexata, 1815 nucleotides. RefSeq lists its product as uncharacterized. The record is from RefSeq and is a predicted model, not a curated record. NCBI's taxonomy places the organism in Eukaryota, Fungi, Ascomycota, Sordariomycetes, Amphisphaeriales, Pseudomassariaceae. Gene Ontology annotation, cellular component: cellular bud neck; plasma membrane. The coding region runs from base 1 to 1815 and encodes 604 amino acids. The transcript is spliced from 2 exons.